CAUUAUGUUGGCAACUAUGUUGCAAUGGAUAUAGUUGUGCGGAGUAAAAGAUGGUAAAGGAGUAGAAAUGAAUUCGAAACAGAGUAAUAGGUGACGUUAUCUUGACGUUUUUAACUGUGGCUUGCAGUGUUUGAAAUGCUGUCGAAUGUUUGAUUACGCAUGCAGGUUUUGUGUAACGCAUUCAGAGAGUAAAGGGGAUCAAGGGACGGCAAUAUUAUUCGCAAGAAUGUCGUCACCUAGCGCAGGGAAAAGACGAAUGGACACUGAUGUUAUCAAGCUCAUAGAAAGUAAACAUGAAGUUACCAUUCUUGGAGGCUUAAAUGAAUUUUGUGUCAAGUUCUAUGGGCCUCGGGGAACACCCUAUGAAGGUGGAAUAUGGAAAGUAAGAGUUCAUUUACCUGAACACUAUCCUUUCAAAUCGCCUUCAAUUGGGUUCAUGAAUAAAGUUUAUCAUCCAAAUAUAGAUGAAGUGUCUGGGACAGUUUGCCUUGAUGUAAUCAAUCAAGCAUGGACAGCCUUGUAUGACUUGUCAAAUAUUUUUGAGUCGUUCCUGCCUCAGUUGCUAACAUAUCCAAAUCCUAUUGACCCAUUGAAUGGAGAUGCAGCAGCUAUGUACUUACACAAACCAGAAGAUUACAAGAAGAAAGUACAAGAAUAUGUGCGUAAGUAUGCUACAGAAGAAGCUCUCCGGGAACAGGAAAAUCAAGGUGUGUCAUCUGACAGUGAGUCAUCCAUGUCAGACUUCAGUGAAGAUGAAGCUCAAGACAUGGAAUUAUAACAUAAACUUUAUUAUUGGCUGUCUUAGCUGAUCUAUGAAGUGUACAUUGAUCAGAAGUGUGCAAACAGUUGGACAGCCUGUCAGGGAGUUGACAUUUAACACUAAAUAAAUAAUAGACAUUAAUAUAGGUAUGUUGCUGCAUCACUUUUAAUGACUGCAGCAUUUUGUAACAAUGAUGUGCUGCUGAGCUUACGGGAACUAGAGAAAGGAAAACAACCUGGCAGAACAUCUUAUAGAAUAUUUUGUAGAAAUAACAGAUUCAUAUAUAAUUUUAUUUCACUAAUGCUUGUACAUACAAUAAAGUUUUGUGUAUUAAAUAAUUUGUAAAUAAAUUUAAGUUCAUAUUCUGUUAUGUAGCCUCACCAUAUUUACAUUUAACUUGCUCUUUUUGUACAUAAUUCAUCCAGAGAUAUUUAUUUAUUCCGCUAAAAUGCCUAAAAUUGUAAGGUUAUCUUACUUUAUGUAAACAAUCUUAUUUCUGUUGUAAUCAGAUCUUAAGUUUUAUUGCUUUUUAUGUUAGUGUCAUGUUCAUAAAUAUUAUUAUUGUAAUGUGAAACAGGAAUACAAGAAAAUUUAUUGCGUAAUACAGGAUGAAUUUUUCGCUAAGGUUUUAACUCUGUUACGGAGUGAUUUCCUCCAUAGUAAAUGCUACACACUAAUUAACUCUUAACUAGGCAUUAAACUUAUUUUUCUUCAUCCGUUUGUUUCUGUAAAAGUAUUGUUUAGAUUGGUUCAGCGGCAAUGAAGAAACUAAAUGAGAUGGGUCAGUACAUUCUCAUUUGUUUUUCAAAGUUGUGUGUGUUUUUGUGUGUGUGUGUUUGUGUGUUUGUCUGUUUGUCUGUUUGAGGGGGGGGGGGGGGGGGUGCACUACGAGCAGUGAACAGCUUAUGACCAACUGUGAUAAAGUGUCUGGAGCAUAAAAUCCAUGUAGACAGUGAGUCCUAUAAAAUUUCAGCUCAGAAGUUUGUUAACCACUGUGUCAGAACUGGAAUAUAGUUAUCAGAGCUGACCUUGAAGGUUGUGCACAUACUUGCCUAAUUAGUUUUGGGUUUUGGUAAAUAAUUGGAUAGGUUUACUCCAGGUAACUGAUCUAAGUAGAGUACUUUUCAUACAUAAGUAAGAUACUCAGAUAGUACUUAGUUGUCUCAGCAAUUUUAUGAAGUGGAGACAUAUGAUAAAGUUUUUAUGAUAACUGCUGCAAAGAAAAAUGGAGAAAACGGCCUUUGACCCAAACAUUUAACAAGUGACUUGCACAUAAUAUUGUUAAUUUUCAGUUGCGAAGGAAAAAAAAAACUUUUGAACAAUACAAACAUGGUAAAAUUUAUUUGAUCACAAGUGAAAGAAAAAAAACUAGUUAUGUUCAGUAAGAGUACAGAAUUAAUCUAGAUAUUUGUUUCCUCUGCUAAAAGGAGGAAACUGCAUUGACAUGAAUUUUCAGUUUAUUGCAUUGAUUUAAUAUUUAUUGGAAGCAAUGGUAAAAAUGUCCUUAAGAGAUGAGGCAGUUUAUACAGUGUCUAAUAAUUGAGGCUGCCAAAAGAAAAGCUAUUGAAAAGCAAAUAAUACUUGAAGUGGACGUCUUGAGCAUUGAAAACAUUAACACGUUGACUGCCACAAAGCUGCUGGUGGACACAACAGAGCUUCACACAUGAUGCUGUGUUCCUGCCGAUGGCCACAAGGUCCACUCUGUUUAGGAAAGUACAUCUUCGAAUGGAAUGUUUGUAAUACACACAGUUACAUGUGACUUGUUGAGAAAACAUACACUGUAGACAAAUGUGGUCUGUAAAUAUGAUCUUGGGUGGAGAGGAAUUAUCAGCUUAGUCAGUGUCACAAUUGUGACUUCUUACAGUUGUACUUGCUGCAUAUUUAUUGCAGUCCAUUGCCUUCACCGUUAUCAACACAAUCAUUGUCAUCAGUGUUGCCACACUCUGUUGUCCACAAGUGUCUCUCUUUUUCUUUAGAAAACUCUGAUAAUGCAUGACCACUGACAUUAAAAUCCGAUUCUUCCAACUUCUUUAAAUAAUUCUUAAUCUUUGAAACCAUUUGUUUAUUGACAUUUACAGUGUUGUGCUGUUCAGCUGGUUGAUGAUACAGGAUCUGUUUGAGCUAAAACCAUUUAUGCUCUUAUUAUAUGAUAAAGCAAGUGUCAUUGUUUGUACCAAAAUAUAAAUUGGCAUGCAGAUUUAUAAUGGAUGUAGAGCAACAUUGAAAUUUUGUAGGCAUUUGUAAUAAAAAUUGUUGCAAAAUAAAAAAAAGUUGAAAAAGAUAUUUUACCUGAUUUCCUAUAUAUUGUUGUCAAUCAGGAAAUUUAUAUUAAUUCUCGAUACUGUGCUAAACAAAGUGGAACGUGUUGCUGCUGGCAGAUAUGGCGUAAGGCAGAAGGCUCUGCUGUGUCCACUGAUGGUUUUGUGGCAUUAUUUAUAAUGUUUUCCUGGUGAUAUUGUUGCUGAGAGAAUAAUUAUGAGCCCAGUAUCUUCUGAGUUAUCUUCGAAAUUUUCCUAAGAAGGGUUUGCUACUUUUUGCACCAGAACAGACAAACAACUGUGUGUGUGUGUGUGUGUGUGUGUGUGUGUGUGUGUGAGAGAGAGAGAGAGAGAGAGAGAGAGAGAGAGAGAGAGAGAGAGAAAAUAUUAAUGAAUUUCAGACUUAAUUCCUUGAGGCCCUGUCUUGAAGCCUAGUCAAGAGUUAAUAUUGCAACAUAUUAUGAUUGUUAAUAUUGCAAUAUUUUAUGUUUGUUAUGUUGACUGCAGUUUACAAUAUUAAGGUAACUGUUGAACAAUAAUUAACUCACAUUGAUUUGUGGAAAGUUAUAAUUUUAGUCUUUGUAGUAACUUGUUUACUAUUGACUAUUGUUGUGCAUUUUAUUGUGAGUUGAGAUAUGUGGGAUUACUUAAAAAGUUAAUUUUCUGACAGUUUUAUGUCCAGUUAAUUGUAAUUAAUACUCUGAAAGAAAAAUAUCAGAUUGUAAGAAAUUGUUAAAAACGGAUCUGGGAAUGUUUUUUUUCCCCCAAAAAAAGAAAUAGUGAAUGUCUAUAUAAAACACCAAACUGUGAAUAAGUUUACUGUAUGAGAAAAAGAAACAAGCUAAAAAUUACAAUUCUGUAAACAGGAGGGUUUAUCGGGUGAAAAUGUUACAUUACGGCGAGAGAUACAACUUGUGAAUGCGUAAUAGUUAUUUUACACAAAUUAGGAGAUGGAAAUUGCACAUAGAGUACAGGUCAGUGAUUUAAAAGAAAGAUUAUUGAAUUAAUUAGUUCCAUAUAUGAGAAUAAUUUAUAAAUGUACAUGGGGGGGUUGGGGGGGGGGGGUGUUAUAUAGUAGACAAGAAGCUGACCUCCCCCCCCCUCCGCACACCACACCACUUUGUAAUUUUGUUGGUGGGUGAGCACAGCUGCAGUACAAGGAGGAUAUAAAUGUUCCAAUAAAUCUUUUUCCCCUACUAUUGAUAAAUAAAACUUUUCAGCAAAGAUUACCAUUUAGUAGAAUAUAUUCUGAGGUGGUCAGAGUUGAAAAUGUAAACACAAAAGUUGAAUUGGUGUAAGUGAAGAGCCUAUGCAACACGUUGCUGCUACAGUUUUAUUGCUGUGUUUAUGAAAUUUACUAAGAAACUAAAGUUAAAUUGAGGAUGUAUAAAAUAACUUUAUAAUUACAAGAAGUACACAAGAUUGUGCCAGGAAAUCAGGCUAGCAUGACUUAGUGGGGAGGGCAUUGAAUAGUUAUUGUAAAAUGACACAGUACUUCCUGAAAAAGUUUUCUUUUGCUCUGUUUAAAUUUGGUGCAUCAUGCACUAUUAUAUAAGACAAAGAAUUCUGAAAUAGUAUUUCUCUCUGUUCCUCCCCUUCUGUUAACCAUAUAAUCAUAUAAUUAGACUUAGCAAAUGAAAAUAUUGAAUUUAUAUAAAGUAGGAAGGUGGUUCAUUUCAUUCUAUCCAUUGGCUAAUUGUAAUGAAAGGCUUUUACCACAAUCAGUUAGUUUGUCUGAUUGCAUAAAUAAUGAACAACAGAAGGAAAUCAGUGUCUGUAUACAACUAUAAUUUAUUUAACAAUGAUCCAAGAGUGAUGUUUCAUCAUCCUGUUAAUAUCCAACAGUACUGUGUUAAUUACUUUCUCUAUUCAGUUUUUUCUUUCACCUGAAUUUGAAUUUCAUUGUGUGGUAAAAUGUGAAGAACAUUACGAUUUUUGGAGAAAAAUGGUAAUUGUUGGUGCACAUGUAGCAGUAAUGAGAUUUUUGUCACAUUCACAGGUGCAUUGAGCCAGCUUUAAAGGCAGAGGUUGUCAGCUUUCAAGUCCAUUUUCUUCAGAAAAUUGACAUGUAUUGAGUUGUUAUUAAGCUCCCAUGUUUUCAUUCAGGUAGGAAUGUGAAGAAUGAGUGGGUUAGAUAUGUAAGAGCUUAUUUAUGUAAACAUGAGAAUAUUUAGUGUGACAAUGUAAUUUAAUGCAUUCAGCAUGCAAGUUGGGUGGGGGGGGGGGGGGGGGGGUUACAAGUGUUUCACUGUCAUAAUUAAUAUCAACUAAAGUGUCAUUUUUAGGGUCCUCUGAUAUGCGAUAAAUGCACAGCAAUAUCAAUAUUUUUAACUUACUUGACAUUUUAUCAGAAAUAAUUCUACACUGUUAUAAAUGUAAAAUAGAGCUGAUUAAUGCAGACAGGUGUUUUCGUAUGAUAUGCUCGUCUUAUGCAGUUCAAGUUACAUCUAGAAUUGAAUCAGUAGAUGAGUGUGGAGAUCUUAAAUCUAUGUAAUACCAGUAGUCAUUGUUUUGUGAUGUAAUGCUCAGUACUGAUAAAAGUUGUGUAAGUCAGUAAGCAGAAGAAAUGUACCUUAGAAAUAAGUGGACCACAGUGAGUCUUACCAAUUGGUGAGAGAGAAGCUCUCAAUAUUUCUUUUUGAAUUUAUUGUACCGUUUAAUAAACUAUGUUCUUCAUCAACAUUGUGAGUAAAGUUGUCUAUUUAUGGAAAAAUUAAUAUUUUAUAUAAACUUUUAUUUUUGUUGUUGUUCAUAUCUGUUGUUGAAAUUUUGUAGUGAAAUAUUGUAAUGGCACAGUAUGAAAUUGCUCUGCCUAAAAGCUAAAAAUAAUACCUCUUUGUCUGAAAACCUUAGGUAAUACAUCUCAUUGCACACGUGAAUCUUUUUGUUCAUUUAAUUUUACAUGUAACAGAAUGCAAUUCAAAUGAAAGAAAGCUAGUCAGAUUUGUGUUACUCUGUAUACAGUAUGUUCAGUUGUUACAAUGUAAUCAUUUAUACAAGUGGUGGUACCUUUCCUUGUACUACAAAACAGUACACACAAAUUUUGUUCAUCUUAAUGUUGAUGUGUGUAAGUGUAUCAGGUAAUUCUGUUCCUGCCAUUUGUCAUGCUUUCACUGUGAUGACAAAAAUCUACCACUAAUUUUUGUGCAAAAUAAUAAAUUAUUAAAUUUCCACAGUUUUGUACUGUUGGAAUCAUUCUUCUACACAUCAUCACAAUAUAUCAGGUAUGAUCUGUAUAGUCAUUAUAAAGCAUGGAGUGUGCCCAUAUUAAACAGAUUUCUUUGUGUGCCUUUGUGUUCUAGAGCUCUAAGGUGGAAUAUGGCAGUUUCAUUGUAGAUAAUAAGAAUUUUGUGGAUGCAUAAUAAUUAUUCCUGGAUUAUUAUUGUGUGGUUAGGAUUGUUUGUAUGAUAAAUAACUAAUGAGUGAGAUGUAUUAAUCCCAUAGAAAUUUUUGUAAUACAAUAAUGAAAGACAGUUUACAAACUUAAGAUUGUCAUUGAUGAACCUUGCAAUCCCUGUUGUGCAUUAUUCAAAAUUUGUUUUUAGAAUUGUUUAACAAUUAUUUAUGACUUCUGUCUGUUGGUGAGGCUUUAGUUGGAGGUGUUAUAAUUACGCAUCAUUCUGUCUAUUUAUAGUCGACAGCAGGCAUUUCGUCCAAAAGUGCACCACAGGGUCCUUACAUGUAGUAAUUAUGUUGCUACCUCUCUGCCUCCCCCUUUAUACUACCAUGGAUUUUAUUCUAUUUAAUACUUUACACACUACAUGGUAUUCUCUAGAGAACUGUUGAAUCAUAGCAAAACAGAAAACUGUUGUUCCCUGAUACAUUGUUUACUUGACAGUACCAACAAUAUAUAUAUAUAUAUAUAUAUAUAUAUAAUGAAGUCAGUAUCAUCUUCAGAAUCCAAAAAUUUCUAAUUGCAGUGUAAACUUUGGCUGAAGUCAUUUCCGCAACAGUUUCCAUUGACAAACGUAUUCUAUGGAGCUUUUUUAAAAUACUUUUUUACUUAAUUGGUUUUAUUUUGCUCAUGAUAGUUUGCUGCAUUAAUAUGUGUUGUGGGUUUGUGUUAUGUGAGGUAAUACCUCAAUCUCCCAAAUUGUUCAUAUAUAAGAACUUAUUGCAGUGUUAUUUUUUGUUCUGUGGCCACCUUGCAUCAUUCUCAUUUUGUUACAGCAUUUACAAAAAUUUACUGUCUGUGAAUGAAAACUAAUAUUUAUAAUGUUAAAAUUCUGUAAGAGAAGGCGUUGGUCAAAUUACACUGGCAAAGUCUUAACAGCCAAAUGUUAUAAAAUAGAAACCUUUUCAGUGGUAACAGAAAGAAAAGUGAUGACAGAUCCUGGCUUUACUGAUAAAUGUCAUUUUGCUGUUAAAGACUGUGUAUUUCUAGUUAUGCUUUUCCCCCUGUCAUUUUAAGCCUUUAGUUUUGUUUUGUGUAAAGCUUUUGGUUUGCAAACUUUCAUCUGACUAAGGAAAAACUUGAUGGAACCUAAGUUUAAUCCUUAGUUACGCCAUAUAUUGUGCCAAUAAGCAAGUCUCAUAAAUAAAAAUAAAAAAAAUCAGUUUUCUGUAAAAUAUAUUAGUAAGUAUCACUUUCCACAUGAAAGUAAUGUUGACAUUUAGGAACCCCACAUCAUAGAUUGCAGUCCCACCUCCCCCAUUCAAAACAUGCAAGCAGUUGCAUGUACUUCUAAAAGUAGUGUGAUUCCUAGUUACAGAAACCAAUUAGCAGAGCACAGAUACUCAUUCAUUACUUAACACCUGUACAUCACAUUUGUAGCCACUAUUUGGACGCAAAUAAAAAUGACAGUUCGAUGCAUACUUAAGCGAAAAAGUUACAUUUUUCUAGAGACCAACACUGAAUCCUUACAUACCUUGCUAAUAGAUUUGAAGGCUGUAGUCAGUGACAAUCUGAAUGUAGUUGUAUGAUCCAGUGGUUGCAAAGUGGUGACACCUGGUUUCAUUAGUAGAGGCCUUGUAUCAACACAGUUUUUAGCAGUAGCCCAUGUAUUGCUAUGCUGAAAAUGGCAUCAAAUAGUGAUCUUAGGUACUUUUUUGUGUUAUCUCUUUCACAUGUUUGCUACACUAAAUUACAAAUAUUUAUGUAGGAUUACUUUGUUUCUCUGAAAAAAAAAAUUAUUUUGUAUUAAAUAGACAGUUCCUAAUAAGUGUACUGCUGUUGUCAUAUCAUACUGAUAGUGCCCAAUACAAUGAACUGCUCUUGUAGUUCAUGCUUAUAUAUGCAAGUGCCUUUUACAAUUCAUUAAUUUCUUAAAUGUGGUGCAUACCAAUUACAAAAUUGUAUUUUACUGAGGUAUUUGUACCACUUUUGUUUCUGUGUCAUCUUUUAGAAACGUGUAGCAGUAUAUCACUUCUUCUUUGUAAUAAAAUGUGCUAAUUAAGGAAAUCUUUGGUUUUCUGCCAAUUUGAAAGCAAAAACUAAUGCAACAUAUAGAGAAGAGUUUGUCACCAUUCUAUGUUGUUGUUUUGUGUUGAGAUAUAGCACUUUUAAUCAGCCUCCAAGCUGCUUAAUGCUGAGCAGACACACAAAAAAGCUGUUGAAUAUCUAAAACUUCUUUGCUGUGUGGUCUAUAUCAAACACCUGAAGCCCUAUUGCUAUAUCUGCAGUAACAUGAAAUGGGGGGAAAGGCCCUAAAUCCUUAACUGUGAGACAGUGUUUCUUAGUUUGGGAACCCGAGAGUAAUGGCAAAGUUACAUGAGAAAACUUAGACAGGAAAUUGGAGCGAGAGACCCAAGGUGCAGCAGAUGAUAUGAAUUAUAAUGUGUAGUUUCAAUAUUUUGUCUUGGUAGUUGUGUAUUAGAAAUGUUGUGUUCUAUAUGCAGCAGAUAGCUGUUAGAAAAAUGUAUUUGAAGUCUUUCUGACUUAUUUCAUAGGUUGAGAUGUAUUUUCAAUAUUUUGAGAUGGCUGAGAACCUUAGAAGAUUUUCUUAAUUCAGCCCAACAAGAAAACCUUGUAUAUAUAAUGUUUUGAGAUGAUAUUGUAUAGUGCUUCCUGAAAUUAUGUUGUCAUUACACAACGAUUUCUUGUUUGCAAAUUUAGUUAUAUCAAGGCAACGAGUUUUCAGGAGUGAAAAUAUAAUAUGCAUGCAUGUGUCCAUCAGAAAAAGUAAAUAAAUAAAAUGUAGUCACACAUGUAGCAUGCAAUGAGUGUAUAGUAGAUAUAUUCUUUAUAGAAUUAAAAGUUGAAUCUCAUCCUGUCGUGUAGCCACAGUGCAAAAUGAAACUAUAACAAUUAAUGCUGCCACUGCCACUAGAAUCUGGAUAUAAACAGAGUUGUUGAUGUGAAGAUGUGAGUUUAUAAUCUAUGUUUUUGUGACUCUUUGCUUAAAGUUGUCCGGUGUAGUAAGUACAGAAACACAGAAGGUAAAUGAAUUUUAAUCUUAUGGCUGCGUAUGCAGCCCUGUUAUUUUAGUGAUGAAUCAGAAGUAAUACUUUAUGUAAUAGUGUGAUCAGAAAGUUGUUUCUAAUUAAAGUUUUAGUUAUUCUCAGAAUGUA
Schistocerca gregaria is the source of this 9528-nucleotide messenger RNA. Its product is annotated as ubiquitin-conjugating enzyme E2 H. The transcript has 5 exons. The record is from RefSeq and is a predicted model, not a curated record. Bases 146 to 778 code for a protein of 210 amino acids. Gene Ontology annotation, cellular component: nucleus. Gene Ontology annotation, molecular function: ubiquitin conjugating enzyme activity. NCBI's taxonomy places the organism in Eukaryota, Metazoa, Arthropoda, Insecta, Orthoptera, Acrididae. Gene Ontology annotation, biological process: ubiquitin-dependent protein catabolic process; protein polyubiquitination.